This is a messenger RNA of Malania oleifera, 1293 nucleotides long. RefSeq names its product two-component response regulator ARR5-like. The transcript is spliced from 5 exons. The coding region runs from base 446 to 1126 and encodes 226 amino acids. Gene Ontology annotation, biological process: phosphorelay signal transduction system; cytokinin-activated signaling pathway. The record is from RefSeq and is a predicted model, not a curated record. Lineage: Eukaryota; Viridiplantae; Streptophyta; Magnoliopsida; Santalales; Ximeniaceae.
GAGAAGCUACGCAAUGGCAUCGAACGGAGAGAGUUCAGUAAGACGGACAGCUGGGAUUGAUACGAUACGAUACGAUGCGAUGCGAUACGAUAUUAUACUGAAAUAGCACGCCAGAAGAUUUCAGAAUCUCACCGCAGAGGAUUAAGGAUUUCUCAAUCGGGCAUUUCUUCAUGGUUCGAAAAUUGUAAAAUUAGAAUAAAAGAGAAAACUGAGGGCUGAUCGGGAACAGGGGCUGAAACGGAGACAGAUAGACAUUGCGGAUUAUAAAAGCUCGAGGCCACUCGGAAGCAGGGGAGGUCUAUGUUUCUGCCACUUCGAGAAAAAUUUAAAAUUAGAGGAUCUGCCCGGAGACUUUUGUUCCCUUUCUUCUUCUUCUUUUCUUUAAUUUUUUUUUUUUGGAGAAGUAAGAUUUUGUUUCCUUUAUUGAGUUUGAUUCAAUCUGAGUAUGGCAAAGAGCGGCGUGUUUUCGUGGCGGAAGGGGUCGGAGAAGAUGGAGGGUUUUGAUCUCUCUCCGGCGGAUUCUGAAGCUCAUGUUCUAGCUGUUGAUGACAGCCUCGUCGAUCGAAAGGUCAUCGAGCGAUUGCUCAAAAUCUCUGCCUUUAAAGUGACGGCGGUGGACAGUGGGCGGAGAGCUCUGCAAUUCCUUGGGUUGGAUGAGGAAGAGAGCUCUGUUGGUUUUGAUGGCUUGAAGGUUGAUCUCAUCAUCACCGAUUACUGUAUGCCUGAAAUGACAGGAUACGAUUUGCUCAAGAAGAUCAAGGGCUCAUCUACCUUCAGGGAGAUUCCAGUUGUGAUAAUGUCAUCGGAAAAUGUUCUGGCACGGAUCGACAGGUGUUUGGAGGAAGGUGCAGAGGAUUUCAUAGUUAAACCAGUGAAGCUGUCGGACGUUGAGCGAUUGAAGGAUUACAUGAUGAAAGAAGAUAGAGUGGGGACUGAAGAUGGAGUCAUCAACAAGAGGAAGUCUCGAGAGCCCUCCGAUCUCUCAUCAUCACAGCCGUCCAUCUCAAUAUCCUCAUCACCAACACCAUCUCCAAGACCAUCCCAAUCUCUGUCACCAUCAGCCCCAUCCUCACCCACUUCAUCCCUUGAUUCUCUUACUAGACGGCCUAAAAUGACCCAACAAUGAUUCACAUUGCUCGUCUGUGUCUCUGUUUUUGGAUUUAAAGGCAUGCAGUCUACGCAAUUAACCUGUUGCUCUUGAGACUGUUUUUGUUGCCCAUCUCCGUUAGUCUUUUUUAUUUAUUUCUAAUUAUAAUUCAUUAAGAAGAUCUAUAAAUUUUUUUAAAGUACCCA